Molecule: messenger RNA, 4241 nt
Organism: Alosa alosa (allis shad)
Lineage: Eukaryota; Metazoa; Chordata; Actinopteri; Clupeiformes; Clupeidae
Gene: chrm3a
Product: cholinergic receptor, muscarinic 3a
Exons: 4
Coding region: 1-2127 (708 amino acids)
Biological process (GO): saliva secretion; adenylate cyclase-inhibiting G protein-coupled acetylcholine receptor signaling pathway; chemical synaptic transmission
Cellular component (GO): dendrite; synapse; plasma membrane
Molecular function (GO): G protein-coupled acetylcholine receptor activity; G protein-coupled serotonin receptor activity
Source: RefSeq, a predicted model, not a curated record
AUGCAGACACAGACCUGCGCUCUGCUACGAGGUGACUUUGAUACCUUCCACCUCCCCGAACCUGAUGGAGCCUCCGUCAGCAUACGCAGCACAGGGUCUCAGUGGGGGAUCCUUAUUCAGCAUGGUAUGGAUUGGGAGCUGGGAGAGUACCUGCUCCAGUGUCGCAUGGUUGGAUCGCUGCUGAUGAUGGGAGACUGGUUUAUUUACGGAUCCACUCGGGACUGUAACCGAGAGCUGCAGUGUGCUGUAAGAAUAUGCCAGGAUCUCAUGAUGAAUGCCAACAGUACAGACCCUGGCUUGUAUCUCGCCCCAAGUGUAGCCGAAGCAGCCAUUUACUCCGAGAUCAGCUCCUGGACCGAGGUCCCCGGUAGAGAUGGCAAUAUCUCCUCCGCUCUCCUGCACUCAUUUCCCAACCUGACUGCCCUGGCACUGGGGAAUGGGAGCAGUAGCAAAGCACCGGGCCAGCAGUAUGACCCUCUUGGGGGUCACACCAUCUGGCAGGUCAUUCUCAUCGUGUUCUUCACUGGCCUGCUCUCUCUAAUCACCAUCAUCGGAAACAUCCUCGUCCUUGUGUCCUUUAAGGUCAACCGUCAGCUCAAGACUGUGAACAACUACUUCCUGCUGAGCCUGGCUUUUGCAGACCUCAUCAUAGGGGUGAUAUCGAUGAAUUUGUACACCACCUACAUCGUCAUGGGCCACUGGGUCAUGGGGAACUGGGCAUGUGACUUGUGGCUGGCCAUUGACUACGUAGCCAGCAACGCGUCUGUCAUGAACCUACUGGUCAUAAGCUUUGACCGCUACUUUUCCAUCACCAGGCCACUGACUUACCGGGCCAAGAGAACCACCAAACGAGCAGCUAUUAUGAUUGCUCUGGCUUGGUUAGUGUCCCUGGUACUCUGGGCCCCUGCCAUACUGUUCUGGCAGUACUUUGUCGGGGAACGGACAGUUCCUGCAGAUAAGUGCUACAUACAGUUCCUGACAGAACCGAUUAUAACCUUCUGCACUGCCAUGGCGGCUUUCUACCUGCCAGUGACAAUCAUGAGCAUUCUGUACUGGAGGAUUUAUAAAGAGACAGAGAAUCGAUCCCGGGAGCUGGCUGGGCUCCAGGGUUCAGGGGGGAGGCGUGGUAGCGAGAGGUCGCACUUCCACCUCCACUCCACCGGGGGGAGCGCCAGGAGUUGCAGCAGCUUUGAACUGAGCCGGCCGAUGCAGAGACGCGGCUCCAUGCUGGGACUCUCUGGGCGCUUCCACUGCUGGUCGUGGAGGCCUGGCCGCUGGGCCAGAGGCCGAGGCGAGGGCGAGCAGGACCACAGCAGCAGCGAUAGCUGGAACAACAACGACGCUGGGAUCUCCGCUGACCACUCGGGCUCGUCUGACGAGGACGACAGCAGUGUGCCCGCUACACGUGCCAUCUUCUCCAUUGUGCUGAACUUGCCAGGCAUGAGGGCCGCUGUCAACUCACAGGUCACCUCCUGUGAGGACUUUGACGAGGCGUCAGAGGAAGAUCCACUUCGGAUUGGAGAAGAAGAUGCCACAGAGAUGGACAGCGUCUCUCAGUCAGUCAACAACGGCAGCGGCAGGGGCAGCAACAGCUUCCAGAGCUUCUCCACCAAGAUGGGCAAAGUCCAGUCUAUGCCUGCCAUACAGUCUUCAUCCGCAGACUCAGAUCCCACUGCCACAGCCAACACCAGCACCACCAAAUCACCCUCUGUGCCCAUCUCUUUUAAAGAGGCAGCUCUGGCACGACGCUUUGCCGUGCGAGCACGUACUCAGAUCACCAAGCGCAAGCGCAUGUCUCUGGUAAAGGAAAAGAAAGCAGCGCAGACACUGAGCGCCAUUUUGUUGGCCUUCAUAGUCACAUGGACACCCUACAAUAUCAUGGUUUUGGUGAACACCUUCUGUAAAGAAUGCAUUCCACCAUCCCUGUGGGACAUAGGCUACUGGCUGUGCUAUGUAAACAGCACCAUUAACCCAAUGUGCUACGCCCUCUGCAACAAGACCUUCCGCACCACCUUUAAAAUGAUCCUGAUGUGUCGCUGGGAUAAGCGAAGGCGAGAAGGAAAACAGCCACUACAGCAGAAACAGACCGUCAGAUUCCACAGAAGGUUACCCAGGGACUCCGCAUAGAACAUACAUACAACAGCUGCUCUGCAGGAUUAGGCUGAAUGUGGAUUAAAAAACUGUAUAUUUGCGAGUUUGAGGCUGUGGCCUUAAUGGAUGAACGGAAAAAAUAUUUUUGGACUCUGUGACCUGUUCUCCUUUGUCGUGUAACUUUGAGGCCAGGAACUACUUCACUGUACUGUUGCUCAACGGAAAUACCAAGAGAACAAGAAAGGGCUUUUGACAUUGUAGAGGAAAAUCUGCUUGCUGUCUCUACCUGAAAGGAUUACCAGAUUUCACUUUGAUGGGGAUUAUUUUUGUUUCAUCAAAUUUUCAGCCAAGUCUCCUGGAGGUGUUGCUUUUUACGUCAAGCUCAUAAAAUAUUGGUUUGAGUCGAAUUAGAUUUACUGAUCCGAAGGCUAGACAUUAAUACCACUGAGCAUAAAAGUCACAAACUCUUUUUAGGCUCAUGUUGAAUGGCUAGAUGAAGCCAUAACACUUCCCCAUACGUUUAAAGUUUUGUUUUAGGGAAAACUACAAGGAACAUUGUGAAUUGUCACUAUCAGUCUUUGUGGACAGAUUUAAAAAAUACUUAAACAUUUGAUGGGUAAAUAUAAUGUGUUCUGUGCAUCUCAAGCCAUGUUAGAGCAGUUUAUGUAUUUCUGUUGGUUUGGAUAAAUCUUUGAAUUUUGACUGUACUCUGAUUGUACAAGCUGCUCUGGUGUUCUCUGUGUUUAGCUGUUUACAUGGUUUGAGGCAAAUACGUCAAGUAUUUUCAGUGACUGUUUAUGUAUCAGAAAUUUGUGUUGAUAUUGCUGGUAUUUGUACAUUUUGGGUGAUUUGUAUUUGAUAACUUGUAUAGAUUAUACAUUGACUAUGAAGUGUACUCCCUUGUUUGGGAACUAAGUGUUUUAAACAUAAUAUUGAUGACCUUGCAAUGUUUUUAUUAUUGGACAUAUUCAAUCAAAUUUAUGCCACACGUCAGCCAAACAUUAUAUUAAAUAUUUUAUUAGAAAGGUACUUGUAGCUAGCUGCCUUGACAAAAUCCCACCAUAUUCAAAAAUGGAUACCCAAGACAUUAUUUUUAUGUUUUCAUUUUACCAUGCUUUAAAGCACACCAUAUAAUUAUUGAAUUAAAAAUUGUGUAGAAUGUAAUUAUAGAUCUUGCCAGCCUGUGAGAAAUCUAAUAACUGCUCUGAAAAACUCCCAUGGCACGUAUUUUCUGCAAUGUGCAUUAUUUUGACAAGGACCAGUUAAAUGGAUAGUGCAUGCCAUCUACAUUAACCCUAGAUGACAUUAGUUCAUUUCCUUGCAUAGUUAAUUAUAUAUGUAUCUAUAUAUCAUUCCAAAAUGCAUCUUGAUACCCACCCAAAGUAGAAUUAAUUUUGCUUGGUUCGAUUGACAAAGGAAUAUCUCGGUACUAUUCAACUCAUCAAACCAGUGUUUCUAAAGAGUAACAGUGCCCUCUGCUGGGCAGAAAUGUCCCUGCAUUUCAGUAUGCCAUUUUCAUGGUUUCACAGUCAUCACUGAGGCAAGAGGAAAAGACUUUGGAAAUGAAGUAGUCCAUGCCUUAGUCAUUUUGAGACAUUUGAUUCAGCCUUACUUAGUGGAAGAGUGAAUGCCUUAGAAUCGAAGUCAACAGCUCUUGUGAAUGUCAAUUACAUUGUACAGAUGAGGCAGCACAUUCAUACCAAAGUGUUCAGUAUUUACAUUACAUUACAUUUUAGCCAAAGCGACUAACAACAUGGUAAAAGUAUUUGAGUACAUGUGUUUUGCCCAAGGUGACUUUAUUACUUGAUUCAACCAAUAGUUUUCAUUGAUUGAUUACAAAUGUAGAUACUUCAUUUCUUAUCAUUUCAUUGUCCACUCAGUGGCUCCACAAGCAAUUAACUUUUCAGACAGCGAAAGACCAGACUGAUCCAACACCUGUUAAGACAUGGAAUAUAACUGGUUUAUGUUGUUGAUGUGUGGUCCAAUUCAUGUUUAUUAUGGGACUGAUGUGCAUUUAUCAACAAAUAUUUCUGAAUGUUUACAGAAUAUCAUUUUGUGACAGUUUGUGAAGUGUACUGAAAUGCAGUUCCAAUGCUAAGCAUUUCUAUCCAGCAGUCUUUCCUUUUUGAAAAUAAAUGUCACAGUUUUAA